Molecule: messenger RNA, 1130 nt
Organism: Odobenus rosmarus divergens (Pacific walrus)
Lineage: Eukaryota; Metazoa; Chordata; Mammalia; Carnivora; Odobenidae
Gene: NAA60
Product: N(alpha)-acetyltransferase 60, NatF catalytic subunit
Exons: 6
Coding region: 197-925 (242 amino acids)
Biological process (GO): N-terminal peptidyl-methionine acetylation
Cellular component (GO): Golgi membrane
Molecular function (GO): protein-N-terminal amino-acid acetyltransferase activity; histone acetyltransferase activity
Source: RefSeq, a predicted model, not a curated record
UUCCGGCCUGCGCCGCCGGCCCGGCGCGGGAGGCGGAAGUGCCGCGGGCCGCCGCCUCCGUCCCGGCUACGGCCCCUGUCGGUUACAUAACUCGUUUCGGGCUCCGCGCGGCCGCACUUCUUGGCUGCCUGCGACCCCAGGAUGCUGUGAGCCCCACGACGGCGUCCGCUGCCGCCGGCUCCCGUCCGAGGUGUGAAUGACAGAGGUGGUGCCGUCCAGCGCCCUCAGCGAGGUCAGCCUACGCCUUCUCUGCCAUGAUGACAUAGACACCGUGAAGCAUCUGUGUGGCGACUGGUUCCCCAUCGAGUACCCAGACUCAUGGUAUCGUGAUAUCACCUCCAACAAGAAGUUCUUUUCCCUCGCCGCAACCUACAGGGGCGCCAUCGUGGGAAUGAUAGUAGCUGAAAUAAAAAGUAGGACCAAGAUACACAAGGAAGAUGGAGAUAUUCUAGCUUCCAACUUCUCUGUUGACACGCAGGUUGCGUACAUUUUAAGUCUGGGAGUAGUGAAGGAGUUCAGGAAGCAUGGCAUCGGUUCCCUUUUACUUGAGAGUUUAAAGGAUCACAUAUCAACCACUGCCCAGGACCACUGCAAAGCCAUCUACCUGCACGUCCUCACCACCAACAACACAGCAAUAAACUUCUAUGAAAACAGAGACUUUAAGCAACAUCACUAUCUCCCCUAUUACUACUCCAUCCGAGGGGUCCUCAAAGAUGGCUUCACCUAUGUCCUCUACAUCAACGGCGGCCACCCUCCCUGGACAAUCCUGGACUACAUUCAGCACCUGGGCUCCGCGCUAGCAAACCUGAGCCCCUGCUCCAUCCCGCACAGGAUCUACCGCCAGGCCCACAGCCUGCUCUGCAGCUUCCUGCCGUGGUCCGGCAUCUCCACCAAGGGUGGCAUUGAGUAUAGCCGGACCAUGUGACACCAGCCGGGCAGCCGCCAUCAGGCCCCACCCUUCGGCACCCUGUAGAACCCGCCUUCCUGGCCAUCUGACUUCUGUUGUCUGCAUUGUUGCUGGUGGCCCCUUGCCCGGCCUGUCGGCCUGCCCCAGCUGCAGGCCCGGUGCUACGUGGGCUCGGAGCAGAGCGUCGCAGGGCACACCUGGUCUGACAGGUACGCUGGAGCAG